This is a messenger RNA of Myotis davidii, 3241 nucleotides long. It is a transcript of the gene RAP1GAP, whose product is annotated as RAP1 GTPase activating protein. The transcript has 24 exons. Gene Ontology annotation, biological process: regulation of small GTPase mediated signal transduction; activation of GTPase activity. Bases 149 to 2584 code for a protein of 811 amino acids. Gene Ontology annotation, cellular component: cytoplasm; membrane. NCBI's taxonomy places the organism in Eukaryota, Metazoa, Chordata, Mammalia, Chiroptera, Vespertilionidae. The record is from RefSeq and is a predicted model, not a curated record. Gene Ontology annotation, molecular function: GTPase activator activity.
GGUGGACAAGUCCUUCGCCCCUCACCGGAGUGUGUGGAGGAGUGAUGGGCAGAACCAGCGCUUCCCUCAGGCACUAGACCUGUCGAGAGUGGACUUGGUCUCCCCACACGCCGCUUCACUCUACCCAAAGAACACAGAUCUGUUUGAGAUGAUUGAAAAGAUGCAGGGAAGCAGGAUGGAUGAACAACGAUGCUCCUUCCCACCACCCCUCAAGACGGAGGAGGACUACAUUCCCUACCCAAGUGUCCACGAGGUCCUGGGGCGAGAAGGACCCUUCCCCCUCAUCCUGCUGCCCCAGUUUGGGGGCUACUGGAUUGAAGGCACCAACCACGAAAUCACCAGCAUCCCGGAGACAGAGCCGCUGCAGUCCCCCACGACCAAGGUGAAGCUGGAGUGCAACCCCACAGCCCGCAUCUACCGGAAGCACUUUCUCGGCAAGGAGCAUUUCAAUUACUACUCCCUGGACGCUGCCCUGGGCCACCUUGUCUUCUCACUCAAAUAUGAUGUCAUCGGGGACCAGGAGCACCUGCGGCUGCUGCUCAGGACCAAGUGCCGGACAUACCACGAUGUCAUCCCCAUCUCCUGCCUCACCGAGUUCCCCAACGUGGUCCAGAUGGCAAAGCUGGUGUGCGAAGAUGUGAAUGUGGAUCGAUUCUAUCCUGUGCUCUACCCCAAGGCCUCCCGGCUCAUCGUCACCUUUGAUGAGCACGUCAUCAGCAACAACUUCAAGUUUGGAGUCAUUUAUCAGAAGCUUGGGCAGACCUCCGAGGAGGAGCUCUUCAGUACCAACGAGGAGAGCCCUGCCUUCGUGGAGUUCCUCGAAUUUCUUGGCCAGAAGGUCAAACUGCAGGACUUUAAGGGGUUCCGCGGAGGCCUGGACGUGACCCACGGGCAGACGGGGACCGAGUCUGUGUACUGCAACUUCCGCAACAAGGAGAUCAUGUUUCACGUGUCCACCAAGCUGCCCUACACAGAAGGGGACGCCCAGCAGGAUGAGAACACGCCCUUUGUGCCUGACAUGAUUGCGUCCAACUUCCUGCACGCCUAUGUGGUGGUGCAGGCCGAGGGCGGGGGGCCCAGCGGCCCCCUCUAUAAGGUCUCUGUCACGGCCAGAGAUGACGUGCCCUUCUUUGGGCCCCCGCUCCCGGACCCUGCUGUGUUCAGGAAGGGGCCCGAGUUCCAGGAAUUUUUGCUGACAAAACUGAUCAAUGCGGAAUAUGCCUGCUACAAGGCAGAGAAGUUUGCCAAACUGGAGGAGCGGACGCGCGUGGCCCUCCUGGAGACGCUGUACGAGGACCUGCACGUGCACAGCCAGUCCAUGAUGGGCCUGGGCGGCGACGACGACAAGCUGGAGAACGGAGGCGGGGGCGGCGGCUUCUUCGAGUCUUUCAAGCGGGUCAUCCGGAGCCGCAGCCAGUCCAUGGAUGCCAUGGGACUAAGCAACAAGAAGCCCAACACCGUGUCCACCAGCCACAGCGGGAGCUUCGCACCCAACAACCCUGACCUGGCCAAGGCCGCUGGAAUAUCAUUGCUUAUUCCCGGGAAAAGUGCGAGUAGAUUCGGACGCCGGGGCAGUGCCAUAGGCAUAGGAACCGUGGAAGAGUCACUGAUUGUCCCUGGGAAGAGCCCCACGCGGAAGAAGUCAGGUCCGUUCGGCUCACGCCGCAGCAGCGCCAUCGGCAUCGAGAACAUACAGGAGGUGCAGGAGAAAAGGCCUGGUGCUGAAUCCCCCCGCUGCCCCCGUGUGCCCUGCAGGGAGAGCCCCCCGGCUGGCCAGAAGACCCCAGACAGUGGGCACGCCUCACAGGAGCCGAAGUCAGAGAACUCCUCCACUCAGAGCUCCCCAGAGAUGCCAACGACCAAGAACAGAGCGGAGACAGCAGCCCAGAGAGCAGAAGUGCUGAAGGACUUCUCCUGCUCCUCGUCCAGUGCCAGCAGCUUCGCCAGCGUAGUGGAGGAGACGGAGGGUGUGGACGGGGACGACACAGGCCUGGAGAGCAUGUCGUCCUCGGGGACUCCGCACAAGCGGGACUCCUUCAUCUAUAGCACGUGGCUGGAGGACAGCGUCAGCACCACGAGUGGGGGCAGCUCCCCAGGCCCCUCGCGGUCACCCCAUCCAGAUGCCGGCAAGUCGGGGGACCCUGCAUGUCCGGAGAUCAAGAUCCAGCUGGAAGCGGCUGAGCAGCACACGUCCCAGCUGAUGAGGUCGAAGAAACACAAGGUGAAGCUGCUGUGUCAAAUCCAGGCAGAUAGGACCUCUGCCCCCAAGGCCACCACCAGCCUGUGUGCUGCCCCCUGUCUCCCCAACCCUCCCCUGGGCCCACCAUCUGGGCUGUCUCUGCAGGGCGGAGCCAUCCAGACCUGGGAGCGGGGAAGCUGCCGGCGUCAUCCUCACCCCCCGGGCUGGGGGCCAGGCUGGAUAGGGAGUGGUCAGUUGAAGCAAGACUCCAGGCCUGGCUCGCCCCGGCCUGGGCCCUCCAUCACACCUUGGUGCCCCUCUCGACUCAGGGGGGGCAAGAUGAGAGGGGGGACCGAGAUCUCUCAGUGCAUACAGAGCCUCCAGGCAGCGGCGGGUAAGAUGUGAUGGAGGGAGCCCCAGGUUGGGAAUCCUGUGUCCUGAGUCCUGGCUUCUAAUUUGGGUUCUGCUGUGCGGCUCUGGGCUGUCUCUGGGCACCUCUGCUACCAAUGGACAAGGUCACUUCAGAGGUCACUGAAGACUGCGAUUCCAUGCAUCUGCCCAGAAUGGGGGACCGGCCUCCCAGGGGCCUCCCAUCACCCUGUCCUGCUUCCUGGGGCUCUGGGGCCCCUGGUGGGCUGAGGGGCAGGGAGCUGGCGAUGCCUGUUGCCCCUCCUGGACCCUCAAGCUCUCCCACAGACCUGCCGAUGCCCCGUCCACUGCCUCCAUGUGACAGACAAGCGGCCCCCUUGGAGGAGGGAACCUGCCUGGCUCUCAGCCAGCACCCAGCUCCACCUCUGCCCCCCAUGUUCUGGGCGCUCCCGGCUGAGUGGUCUCGGCUGGCCUGGAGUUACAGGUCUCGCCUUUGCGACGCCCCCAUUCCUGUGGAGGGGGCCGCCAGGCAUAGCUGCUGUGAGUCCACAUCUUGUGUGUGUCUGUCCACACUUUUUAGGCGCCACCGUCAAAGGCCAGCCUUCCCGCCCCAACACCCACCUGGGAAGCCCCCGUGGCUGUGUGUAUGUUGGUAACAGUUGUACAAAAUAAAUUCUAUUUAUCGCUAUUGUA